This is a messenger RNA of Bursaphelenchus okinawaensis, 1528 nucleotides long. The record is from the annotation of a GenBank genome assembly. Lineage: Eukaryota; Metazoa; Nematoda; Chromadorea; Rhabditida; Aphelenchoididae.
AUGGCGUACAGUAACCCGGCGUGCAAGCCGGUGCCCGUCGUUACUACUCCUAUCAACGGAGUAGUACUAAUCAUCAAGUACCUCUUUUUCAUAACCAGCUUCGUUUGGCAGGCUACAGUACGACUGUGUAACUAUUUCGAGAUCCGGCUGAUACCACGUUAUUUCUCCAUCCAAUUAGAAGCCCCACUACUACGCAAGGUCUCAAAGCUUUUGGCAGUUCAUGACCAUCUGAAAGAUGGCUCCACCUUCUCCGGCCGGCUGUCACAAGUGGUACAGGCGGCUCAGUACCAACCUCGUCGCAAAAUGGCUACAUUUCGUUCGACUCGUCGCAACAUCUUUGAACUUCAAUCGCUUCUAGAGCUCAUUUUGCCAAUGUUCGGCGAGUACCCGUGGAACCAACUUGUACCAAACGCUGGUCUUAAUAUGGCCGUGCUAUGUGGUCUAAUCAGAAAGCUGUUGAAAGAGGACGAAAGCCUAGCUACACAGCCCAAGACUGUUACUGCUGCCGUUACUGAUGAUUAUCAUCGAUGGUGUUCCGUGCUUGAAGUUGAACAUUUGACUUUCGGUUUGAGUGAUAUGGUCGAGGAGGUCUUGUUCAACUACCGUUUCCAUAUGAACCGGAACGGUAAAAUGAGUGGAUUUGACAAAUUACCUACUGAGAUUCAGUGCAUGAUCAUGUAGGUUUUAACUUUUUUAAUAUUUAUUCUAACCUACUCUAUCUUACCCUACCUUAAUGUACCCUACCCUAUCGUACCCUACCCUACCUUAUCCUACCCUACUCUACUUUAUCCUACCAAAGAAGGUGAUAACACAGGGUGAAUAUGAAGACCACAUAGUAGAGGGGCAAGAUAAAUCUGAGGAAAACAUGAAAGGGUAGGGUAAUUUAGAGUAAAUUUCAGUAGAGUAUGGUAGACAAGUGCACAGUAUAAUAGGAUAGCAUAGAAUACAAUAGAAUAGUAUUAGGUAAUGAGUAAAGUAGGCAGGUCCAUUAAUUUGCGCCCUAUUUUCAGCAGUUGGCAAGCUGUAAAGUGGGCGGAAAAGCAUGGAUUUGAAAAAUAUGCCUUACAUUAUCACUAAAUAAAGGCCUUGUGAGUUAGUGUAAGUAAAUACUUUUAGUCUAAAAUAGUGGUACAUACGAUUACCAUUACUUUUAUUACUUUAAAAUAUCAACAUUACUCAAAUUUAAUAUUUUGACCCAGAAAGACUUGCUUAACCUUGUUAAACUGCUUUUUAUACAUACUCUACGUUCCCCUACCUUAACUUACCCUAGAUUACGCUACCCUAUUAUUAUACAAAAAAGCAACUUUUUACCUAAAAAUAGCUAUACAACUACUUUAAACAACCAUUUUUUAGGCAAAAAGUCCAUGUUCCCCUGUCCCAACAAUUUAUCCGUGACGACAAGAAGGCCCUUCGUCGCGUCUGGUACGGCAACGAGAACAAGCGUGCUGAUAAGGCUGCUUUUUUGGCCAAUUUCGUCAGAAUUAAUGCAAAAACCGCAACCGUUGCCAAAGCCGUUCUUCUUCAUUAA